GCCAGAGCCGAGCCGCUCCUCCGACGGGUCUUCGCUCCUCGCUCCCCCCCCCCCCUCGCCCCGCCAGACUGGUCGGAGCUCCUUGCACAGGCGGCGCGAGGCUGCUGCAGAGCGCUUAUGGGCAGCGGCGGGAACAGCGGCAGGAGCCCUGGCACAGCUCACUCACUCCAGUUGCGGCGCUGGAAUAAAUAAACCCCGAGAUAGGAGGGAGCCGCCUCGGCUGUUUGCAGGAAACGGAAAUUACACAACUCAUCUAGCAGUGAUUCCACAACUGAGGCUUAACUAUGUAGCAGCUUAUAAAAAUAGCUACUACUUAGAGCAUGAGGACCAUUAUGGAAUAAUAAACAAGGAUGACCUGGAAACUUGUUUUAUCCUUGUUUCUUGUGUCCUCUUUGGUUCAAGUGUCGGAUACCAGGAAAAACCGUCCAGCAGGAGCCAUUCCUUCACCUUACAAAGAUGGCAGAAGCAACAACUCCGAGCGGCAGCAGCAUCUAAACAAAGAGGUGCUAGCUUCAAGCCAGGAGGCUUUGGUCGUCACAGAGAGGAAGUACCUCAAAAGUGACUGGUGCAAAACACAACCACUGCGGCAGACCGUCAGUGAGGAGGGCUGUAUAAGCCGCACUAUCAUCAACCGAUUCUGUUAUGGCCAGUGCAACUCAUUUUACAUCCCCCGGCAUGUGAAAAAGGAGGAGGAAUCUUUUCAGUCCUGUGCCUUCUGCAAGCCUCAGAAGGUUACUUCCUUCACUGUAGAGCUGGACUGUCCUGAACUGGACCCCCCGUUCCGACUUAAGAAAAUCCAGAAAGUCAAGCAGUGUCGGUGUAUGUCUGUGAACCUCAGCAGUGGAGGCAAACAGCAGAAGUGAGGGUUGGCAGCUGACACGGCUGGAGGUGUCAUGACCUCACUUUUCUAAUGGACUGAUCAUUUUUCUUCUGCCGUGAGUUGUUUCUUGUGCUAUGUAGCCUUUUGAACCUUUAUCUACUGGAAAUAAAGGCUACUGUAGACUGGUCAAAGUACUCCUUGUUUUUUACCAAAGCAACUGUUUUUUACCAUUGGGUCUACGUCAUUAAGGGUGAAUGCAGCAUCAGAUUCAGGAAUGACUAAUUAGGUAGCCAGUGGUUGAAUCCAACACUUAACAUUUCCACUGUGUGGAAAAACUUUUGGCCUACAUUCCUUCCCUGGUUUUUCGAUGAAGAGAAGGCCCAGUGAAGUCUUCAAAAUUCCUCCUCAGUUUUGGAACUCCGCUUCAGCUUAGUCUACCCCUCCCAAUGCUGUCUUCCUUGGGCUGUAAGGCUGACAUGGCUACUGCAAGCAGUGGCUAAAGGAAAGUGAUGAUUUUCUAGUUGUCCAGACUGAAAGAAAAAGGGCUAUGGACUUUAUAAUCCAUGGAGAUAACUAAUCUGUCACUUUCUCAUGAGGAGACAGAAGAUUGACUUAUAUACAUUUUCAGCUAGAUUGCCUCAAGCACACAUUAACAGACAUCAUCCAUUUGUAAUGCAGCUACAGCAAACUUGUUAAAUUUGUUAAUAUUGACAUAACCAUGUAUAUUUUGUGAUGUGCUGAAAUAUUUGAAAAUUUAGGAUAACGCUUCUGAACCACUGGCCCAGAUCAUGCCUUGAAAGUGACAGGAUGUUGAUAGGAUGUGUUUCUUUUAGCAGAUUUUCCCCCCUACUAAUUUAAGUCUUUGUCUCACCCAGUAACUAUUUGGCAUUCAGUCAACCAAUGUUGCAUCGUUACUUGUUGGAGGAAAACUAUAUUGUGUUUAACUUAUUAAAACACAAGGUGAACAAUAUUGUAUUUUGUUGUUGAAUACACACACACACACAAACACAAGCAAACAAUGCCAUAAAUCAUUCUCAAAUCCUCUUGUAGGCACAACUUGUUUCAUUCACUGAACUUUUUUCAUGCUUAGAAAAAGCUUUAGGCCAUACUAGUUCAGUAUUUUAAGAUGGCUAUUUCAAGUUCUUUGGCAGAGUUGUGAUGGUACUGUGAGAGUUCAUGACUCUUUGCACAUAAACUAGCCUGAUUGUUCCCAUUUUCACCCCACCCUUGAUUGAGGCAUCAUGCUACUACUCAUUGUUUAGUUGUGACUUGGAAUAAUAGUUGCAAAGGCUGCCCUGUGAAUUAUGUUUUUCAUAUUGUAAGUAAUCUUUGUGCAGAAGGCAGUGUGGAUAUAAUAUUUUGUUUACCAAGAGCCUCCUGGAAUUAUGUUUUAAGGAAAAUAUUAAAUAACUGAUCAGAGUAGGGAAUAAUCAAUGUAUGCUCUAUUCAUUUUCAGUAUUACUGAAUAUGCCCUCUUUCCUGUCUGGUCUAAGAUAUGAGAAGUGACUCCAUCAUCCUGCAUGAUAAUAUACUUAGCAUGAUUCCUCUGAAGUGGGUUGAGUCCCACUGCCAUUCAUGAUUGCUGCUCAGAACUUGGUAUUUACAGUGCUUCCAGCUGAAGAAAUUUAGUUUCCUGUGAAACCUCUUACUGCCAGUUUCCUCAGAAACGAGCACCAAAAGGGUUAAAGAAAUAGUUUCUUUGGAGCUCAGGUUUGAUGCCAAUUCAAAGGUUCAGUGACACAGUUCACUAUUAUGUGAGACAGGCUGCUUUAAGAAGCUUUGGAGGACUGAUCUCUGCUAGGGCUCACCAAUCGGUUUAUGGGGAUUGGCACGGGGAGGAGGGAUUGGGUAGCUAUGUUAGUCCUAUAUUUUUCUCCCUGAGUGUUACACAAUAGCUGAGCUUCACUUGGGGACGCAUGAGAGAGAAGGCGAGACCUGAUUUUGAGAGGCUUCCACUGCCAUAUAUUAUUCUGCUGCUUGUGCUGCGACUUCCCAAAGCUGCUUGGCCAAGAUGGAAGGAUUGAAAUGGCUGUCCCAUCCAGACUUGUGGCUCAGGUCUGCUGCCUCAGUCAGAUGGAGAUAGAGUUAACAUCAGUUCCCACUUCAGAAUUUAGCAGAUUUGCAAAACAACUGUGUGAGGAAAAAUGUGCAGACAGGGCUUCUUACCAAUCUGUGAUAAGUGAAAUAUGCUGCAAUAGGGAAAACUCUCCUUGGCGCUACAUUCAAAGAGUUGAGUUGACAUUGUAAUGGUUCAUACUAUUUAAUGUUUGUUUUAUAAAUGAAAACAAAAUUGAAGAAAUCUUAUAACUAUAAUUAUUUUAUAGGUGUAUUAUUGUUAAAUUAUAGAAUAAAAUAAAGAUACUCUA
This is a messenger RNA of Sphaerodactylus townsendi, 3186 nucleotides long. RefSeq names its product gremlin 2, DAN family BMP antagonist (gene GREM2). The transcript has 3 exons. The record is from RefSeq and is a predicted model, not a curated record. Gene Ontology annotation, molecular function: BMP binding; receptor ligand activity. Gene Ontology annotation, biological process: animal organ morphogenesis. NCBI's taxonomy places the organism in Eukaryota, Metazoa, Chordata, Lepidosauria, Squamata, Sphaerodactylidae. Bases 351 to 863 code for a protein of 170 amino acids.